GAGCUCCCCCGUGGUUCGCCUACACGUCAAACUCCAAGUCGGCGCCUCCCUUUCUCCCCUUCCUACGGCUUCUCCUCCCCCUCUUCAGUCUUCACCCCUGCCCACCCUCGCAGAUCUCGCCAUUCCCUGCCACGCCGCCGGCCGCCCGCGCGCCCCGUUCCGGCGGAAGGUCCCCACCUCUCCCACAGCCUCUCCGGAGAGCCGGAGGGGCCUGCGCCUAUCCGACGGACGGCACGGCUCCUCCCUCCCCUGCUGCCCCGGCCGGCCGCGAUACGGGCUGUCGAUCCUCGGGUUCGUUCGAAGACGCAGGCGCCUGUGCGACAGAGUGCGCGCGCGGAGGGUCAGGGCCGGCGCCGAGAUGAAGGGCGUGUCGGCGAUCCCCGCCGUGGCGAUCAUCCCUUCGCCGCUCUUCCUCUGGCGGGUCAAGGUUAUAUUGUUUCUCCUAUGGGGCUUGUGCUGUUGCAAGGUCAGUGUUGCUCAAUCAAUCACUUUUGUAAUGUAUGAAUUCAGCUUCAUGUGGUUUGUUAAUCGAUUAUGCUCUUGGAACUGCCAGAUAGGGUGGGACUCGGUUAUGAGAAUGAGUGUUGAUCUGCGAGACUUAUUUCUAUACGAGGCUUUCUUAUACUAUAAUCCUCUUCUUCUGGUGGCACUGAUGAUUUGGUUAUGGGGAGUAAAUUUGUGGGUUUUCGCACAAUCAUCAGUAAAUUAUGCAAAGGUGUUUGAUCUUUCACAGACACAUUUAUCACACCGAGAAAUAUGGAGGUGUGCUACUUGGCUGACUUUAGUUGUUCCAACAAGUAUGACAGCUUACCUAUAUCUGUAUUCACAUGGUGAAGUGUCUCUUGCUGCAUCUCAACCAGUUCUUUUGUAUGCUAUCCUUCUGAUGAUCCUCCUUUCUCCUUUUGAUAUGUUUUAUUUAUCAUCACGCUUUUUCUUUCUGAGGACCAUGUGGCGUAUAGCACUUCCAUUACAAGCAAUUACAUUCCCUGACUUCUUUAUGGCGGAUAUUUUUACAUCCAUGUCAAAGGUGUUUUCAGAUUUGGAACGUUCAGGUUGUCGCAUGGUCCAUCGUCAGGUCGCGACAAUUGCUUGGUUUGAAGCAGAUUCAAUUUGUGGUAGCCACUCUGUAGCUAUUCCUCUAGUUCUGGUACUCCCUUAUUUGUGUCGUUUCUUCCAGUGUCUUCGACAGUACAAGGAUACAAAGGAGAAAACUUGUCUUCUGAACGCACUCAAGUACUCGACAGCAGUCCCUGUGAUCUUUUUAUCAGCUCUCAAGUAUCAUGUAUUUCCUGACGUAUGGAUUAGCUUUUACCGCCCCCUGUGGCUUAUUUCCAGUGUUGUGAAUUCACUGUAUUCCUUCUACUGGGAUAUAAAGCGAGAUUGGGAUUUGAGCAUUUUAACCAGGAUUUUCAUGUUCAAAAACCCAAGUGCAUGGAGCAAUCUUCUUUACGGGCGUAGCUGGGUAUUUUAUUGGGUGUUAGGUAGCAAUCUCAUUCUCCGAUGUACAUGGACAUACAAGCUAUCGGCGCAUCUUCGGCACAACUACCUGACAGUGUUUGCGAUAACAGCUUUGGAAGUGGUGAGGCGGUUCCAGUGGGUCUUUUUCCGCGUCGAGAAUGAGUGGAACAAGAUGACAGCCAAGCAAAAUUUUGAAAUGUCGUCUGAUGUGAUGCCUUCGGAAUCAGAUAGGCUACUGGAUUCUAACAGCCAUAAAGUCUGACCCUACACUCAAAACAAUCUUAUAGCGCGGUCCUUAUGAUGUUCUUUCUCGUACUAUCUCUAGAGCUCAGAAGGCCAAUUAUACAAGAUAGAUUUCCACACAAAAAUGAAGUUGUUGGCACAUGUGCCGUAUGUAACACUCUUGAAUCCAGACAAUGAUAGUGAUACCAAAAAAAUUAUGAUUUGGCACCUUUACAAAAGAUUAUCUGCUUAGCUGA
This is a messenger RNA of Triticum aestivum (bread wheat), 1937 nucleotides long. Its product is annotated as SPX and EXS domain-containing protein 5. The record is from RefSeq and is a predicted model, not a curated record. The transcript is spliced from 12 exons. Bases 359 to 1720 code for a protein of 453 amino acids. Gene Ontology annotation, cellular component: membrane; cytoplasm. Lineage: Eukaryota; Viridiplantae; Streptophyta; Magnoliopsida; Poales; Poaceae.